This is a messenger RNA of Sesamum indicum (sesame), 2536 nucleotides long. Its product is annotated as beta-amyrin 28-monooxygenase. The record is from RefSeq and is a predicted model, not a curated record. Gene Ontology annotation, biological process: sterol metabolic process. Lineage: Eukaryota; Viridiplantae; Streptophyta; Magnoliopsida; Lamiales; Pedaliaceae. Gene Ontology annotation, molecular function: iron ion binding; oxidoreductase activity, acting on paired donors, with incorporation or reduction of molecular oxygen; heme binding.
CUUACUCCAUUGCCCUUCACCAAUCUCAUUCCUGUCUUCUCCAUUUUCUCCCAACUACAAAAUACAAAGAGCUCAUCUGUAUUCAUCAGCUAUGGAACUCUUUUCUCUACUUCUUUCUAUGGCCCUUGUUGCACUCACUAUUUUAUUCAUCACCAGUCGCCGCUCUGCCAGCGACCCCAACCUUCCGCCGGGCACCUUCGGCUGGCCCAUCAUCGGAGAAACCAUUGAAUUCUUGUUUGGCAAGCCGGAAAAUUUUGUCGGCGACAGGAUGAAGAAAUACUCACCGGAUAUCUUCAAGACCAAAAUCCUUGGAGAGAAAACCGCUGUCAUUUGUGGCCCCAACGGCCAUAAGUUCCUCUUCUCUAACGAGCACAAGUACUUCACCGCAUUCCGCCCCCACCCCAUGCAACACCUCUUCCGCUCCUACCAAAACAAGGCGGCGGCGGCUUCUCUGGCGCCUCCAUCUCAAACCCAAAGCUCAGACGAGGCUAAAGCAAUCCGUCAACCCGGGUUCUUGAAACCCGAAGCCCUGAUGCGGUUCUUGGCAAAAAUGGAUGUCGUCACGCAGCAGCAAUUGCAAGAACAUUGUGCCGGAAAAAGCGUGGUGGAAGUUUACCCUCUUGCGAAAACUAUUACACUAUCUCUUGCCUGCCAAUUUUUUCUAGGCAUUAAUAAUCCAGAGCGCAUAGCACGCCUUGUGAAAUACUUUGACGACGUUACUGUGGGUAUGCACUCCAUCAUGCUUAACGUCCCGGGUACUAUCUUCUAUCGUGCCAAUAAGGCGGCUGCUGCGAUUAGAAAGGAGUUGUUAAGUGUUAUCACGGAAAAGAAACAGGGCAUGGCAUCUGGUGCCCCGUUGCAAGAUAUUUUGUCGCACAUGAUUGCUAUUAGGGACUCGAGUGGGAAAUCCAUGCCCGAAGCUGAAAUUGCUGACAAGAUUAUGGGGUUGUUAACAGCUGGGUACAGCACUGUUGCUACAACCAUUACUUUCUUGAUGAAAUAUGUUGGGCAAAGUUCAGAAAUCUAUGAAAAAGUUAGAGCAGAGCAAAUGGAGAUUGCGGCGUCCAAAGAGGCAGGGGAAUUGUUAGGAUGGGAAGACAUGGCAAAAAUGAAGUACUCUUGGAACGUGAUAUGUGAGACAAUGAGAAUGGUACCCCCUCUCCAGGGAACUUUCAGAGAAGUUUUGACAGAAAUCAGUUAUGCUGGUUACACAAUUCCAAAGGGCUGGAAGGUUUAUUGGACAGUGAGCACCACAAACAAGAAUCCAGAGUAUUUCAGGGAGCCAGAAACAUUUAAUCCGUCAAGGUAUGAUGAAGGAGAAGCACCUCCUCCAUACACUUAUGUACCAUUUGGAGGAGGGCCAAGAAUGUGCCCUGGAAAAGAGUAUGCCCGCCUCGCAAUAUUGGCUUUCCUUCAUAACGUAGUGAAGAAUUACAAGUGGGAAGUGAUAGAUCCGAAUGAGAAGGUUGAAGGAGAUAUGAUGCCGGAGCCACAGAAAGGUCUACCCAUCCGACUCUAUCAUCAUCAUCAUUAGCCCACCCUCCACUCAAAUUAAAUAACUAGUUUCGGGUCUUUAGGUCAUACACCAUACACCAUACACCUAACCCUUCUGUUGUCUACAAUUAAAUCAUUGUUGGUUUAAUCAUUUCACAUCAAUUCGUUCAAACAAGCACAUCUAAACUAGUUUGGUUUUAAACCAUUUUCCUUUUUCUACUGGCGAGAAAGCGAAUAGCAUGAAAGGAAAAGAGAACGAACAUCUCUUCAUCCUACAUGAGCAGGGGAUGUAGCUCAGAUGGUAGAGCGCUCGCUUAGCAUGCGAGAGGUACGGGGAUCGAUACCCCGCAUCUCCAAUUUCACUUGCUCAUUUUCUAGUUUUUUAUUUGUGAUGUGUACGAAUGCCAGAGCAUAAGCAUUCUGCUUGAAAUGUCAUGUCUUGAAUCCGGACGAAAAGGUGAAUGAAUUGCCGUCUUUAAUAUCCAUUCAAAACUCGACACAGCCCCCUGUUACAAAUCAAAGAACUGAACUCCCUGGCCAUAGUUUACUAGUUGAUGGUUAUAGUCUGUGUGCACGAGUGUAGCUUAAUUUGUUGGAGAUGGAUGAAUUGAGUCUUGAUGUUGGUUGGAUGGAUGGGUGCAUAAUCAGCAGCAGGCCUACAAUUUAGGAAAUGAACUUUUAUGGGCACGCACCCUGGCAGCAAUAUAUUCUUUCUUACAAGCCUUCACUCAUCAUCAUAUAAAGAAGAAACAGAUAAAGAAAUUAACACCAACGACCGAGAAGAAAAAGAUGAUGAUGCUUAAUUAAGAACACCCCAUUCAGAGAUUAUUGGAGUUAUGGUGGUAUGGAUUUGGGGUGUGGAAUUUGUGUAUUCAAGAAAGAGGCUGUGAAGUUGGAGAGCAGAGCAAAGGAGUUAUGAUAUGUAUUUGUUGAUUAGGAUACAUCAUCAUCACAUACCAUGUACAUGAGAUGAGAGUAACGUUGUUGUGCACAAGUAAUAAUUGAGGAAUUGGGGUUGUGUUGUGGCACAUGGGAAACGGAA